AUGUCCUGCUCCUGCUGCAGGGAGCUGCUGAAGGGGGCGGACUCGCGGGAGGAGCGAGGAGGAGAUCGGCUGCUGGAGGAGGAGGAGAGGAGUGAGAUGGACGUGUCGGUGCUGAGAGAGGAGUACCGGAGGAGCAGAGAGAGUCAGAGGAGACAAACUCACCUGCUGCUCUUCAGGACAGUCUCAGAGGACCUGUCCGAGGCCAUCACCAUCGUUCCAGUACCACAGGCUUUGGGGUCAUCACGGGAACCAGAUGGAAGCUCAGUGGCUGCCAGUCCAUCCGAUGUGACCUUUGAGCCUGAGCCAAUGACCUGUGACCCUUGGCACAUUCAUCUGGGCCUCCACCGACGCUCACACCGCGGCGUCACGGUGCAACUUCCUGCUGUGUCCCCCGAGGUGAUGGACACCAGAGGCUGCAGUCCCUCCAGGUCUUGUAGCUCCACCGACAGCAAACUUUUGGUGGAUUCUCCGAUCAAGUCACCUGGCACUUCCGGAAACGCAUCACCCUGCGGCGCUAAAGAAGACAAACACUUCCAAGGAGCCGUAGACCGGUCCAGCAGACAUGCAGACUGCAGUUCCACUGAGAGACCCAGACCCGAUUCCAUCUGCGCUACAUCUGAUCAACCUGAGCAUGAGGCAGUCCAGGGUUCUGUCCCCAGAUCACUCAGUGUCUCUUCCAGCUCCUCAAAGAGAAGUUCAGGAAGCAGCUCAAGCGAGUCCUCAGCCACAGCCCACCUGAUGGACUCCGCCCCUGUCGCCUCCAUUACUGGCUCCACCGGCAACCUAAACUCUGACUUAGACCAGAAGCCCGUCCUGCACAGUGAUGGAACUCCAGCAUGCCACCGGUCCAGAAAGUUCCAGGGUCCUGCAUCCAGAGUAACCAGGCAGUUGAGCGUCGGCGGCAUUGGUUCCUCUGCCAGCGACUUCUUCCCGUUCCCUCACAGGAAGUCACCAAGGAUCUCUGAGGCCGCGAAGAGACUCGGGAUGUACUCUUCGUUCUGAUGAAACCUCACGGUUAACCUCUGAUCACUUAGAACUUACCAGGUUCUGGCCUGGUGAUGUCACAGAAGCCAGGUGACUCAACACCAGAAGAUGAGG
Messenger RNA from Thalassophryne amazonica, 1098 nucleotides. RefSeq lists its product as uncharacterized. The record is from RefSeq and is a predicted model, not a curated record. The transcript has 4 exons. Lineage: Eukaryota; Metazoa; Chordata; Actinopteri; Batrachoidiformes; Batrachoididae. The coding region runs from base 1 to 1002 and encodes 333 amino acids.